This is a messenger RNA of Cyprinus carpio (common carp), 1439 nucleotides long. RefSeq names its product mitogen-activated protein kinase kinase kinase kinase 3-like. Gene Ontology annotation, biological process: protein phosphorylation. Lineage: Eukaryota; Metazoa; Chordata; Actinopteri; Cypriniformes; Cyprinidae. The transcript is spliced from 18 exons. Bases 246 to 1292 code for a protein of 348 amino acids. The record is from RefSeq and is a predicted model, not a curated record. Gene Ontology annotation, molecular function: ATP binding; MAP kinase kinase kinase kinase activity.
UCCUGUCAAGUUAAAAACAGCUGAAGAACGCGUCUCUCUCUGCGCCACCCUGUUGCGCUCUCGCGAACGCGUCUUGCGUGAACGCCCCCUGAGAGAGAGAGAUGCGUUUGUGUCAUCGCUGCCAUGUUCACUCUAGAGCACUUGUUACGCGGAUGUUGAGGAAGUGGUGGUUAGUGGCAUUUGGAUGAGUAUCAUCCGGCUCUUGAUUUUACACCGUGAGAAAACGAUUCCGAUGCCGCGCUGCUAUGGACGCGAUCGGAGUAUCGCACACAGAUCCGCUCGAUGACUACGAGCUGAUACACCGCAUAGGCAGCGGGACAUAUGGAGAUGUGUUUAAGGCCCGCAGCAUUAAGACUUCCGUCAUCGCAGCUAUUAAAGUGGUCAAACUGGACCCUGGUGAUGACAUUUCAAGCAUUCAACAUGAGAUAACCAUGAUGAAAGAUUGCACUCACAAAAACAUUGUGGCCUAUUUCGGUAGCUACCUCAGAAAUAACAAGUUAUGGAUCUGCAUGGAAUUCUGUGGAGGAGGAUCAUUGCAGGAUAUUUACCACGUCACUGGUCCUCUGAAAGAGAGACAAAUAGCUUAUGUGAGCAGAGAAACACUUCAGGGUCUACAUCAUCUCCAUCAAGCGGGAAAAAUGCAUAGAGACAUAAAAGGUGCCAACAUCCUUUUGACAGAGCGAGGAGACGUCAAACUAGCGGAUUUUGGAGUGGCAGCCGAGAUCAACGCAUCUGUUGCUAAGAGAAAGUCCUUUAUUGGGACGCCAUACUGGAUGGCCCCAGAGGUGGCGGCAGUGGAAAGGAAAGGCGGUUAUAACCAGCUGUGUGACAUCUGGGCAGUGGGUAUCACAGCUAUUGAACUAGCCGAGCUGCAGCCGCCCAUGUUUGACUUGCACCCUAUGAGAGCUUUGAUGCUAAUGUCCAAGAGCAGUUUUCAGCCUCCCAAACUCAAAGACAAGAACAAAUGGUCCACAGAAUUUCACAACUUCAUUAAAACGGCCCUCAUAAAGAGUCCUCGGAAAAGGCCGACAGCAGAAAAAAUCCUACAGCAUGCUUUUGUCACGCAGCUCCUCACACGUAACCUUGUCAUAGAGCUGCUGGACGCAGUCAAUAACCCUGAUCUGCAGCAGACACACACUAUGGAUGAGAGUGACCUGGAGACGUGCAGCGUCCUACCUGAUAAGAUUCAUUCCCUAGCGAAACGUCCCAUUCAUAGAACUCGGUCUGAAGAGCAAUUCGAUCACGUGAAGUUUGGACCACCCAUGAGAAAGGGAGACGGAUCCCUGUCCUGAUCUGGGGGCGUAUGAUGACUGGAGCUCUAUCAGUGCGGACAAGGACUCACCGAGUUUGUUAGAGUGUGUGGAGGAGGCCUUGAUGGAAAGGAGUUUGACUAUAAAGAGAGGCUCUUCAGCUGAGUACUCACUGGAUGAAGAGGAUAA